AUGCAACGCAGGACCGGUCGCGUAAAAGGUGUAGGACACUCGUCAAGACUAGGUCAACUCGUGCUGGGCUUCAAUUUUCCAUCUGGUCGUGCGCAUCAUCUGCUUCGCAAGGGCAACUACGCUGAAGGCGUUAGUGCCGGAGCUCCGGCGUACCUGGCAGCUGUGAUGCAUUACUUGGCCGCUGAGGUUCUCGAGUUGGCUGGUAAUGCUACUUGCGACAACAAGAAGAUCCUUAUCAUCCCUCACCACUUGCAAUUGGCCAUGCGUAACGAUGAGUAG
Molecule: messenger RNA, 279 nt
Organism: Echinostoma caproni
Lineage: Eukaryota; Metazoa; Platyhelminthes; Trematoda; Plagiorchiida; Echinostomatidae
Source: the annotation of a GenBank genome assembly